Messenger RNA from Plutella xylostella (diamondback moth), 3095 nucleotides. RefSeq names its product vacuolar protein sorting-associated protein light (gene lt). NCBI's taxonomy places the organism in Eukaryota, Metazoa, Arthropoda, Insecta, Lepidoptera, Plutellidae. Gene Ontology annotation, biological process: endosomal vesicle fusion; macroautophagy; cellular response to starvation. Gene Ontology annotation, cellular component: HOPS complex; late endosome. Gene Ontology annotation, molecular function: protein binding. The record is from RefSeq and is a predicted model, not a curated record.
CUGUCACUGUCAUUUUCUGCUGUCAAUCUGUCAAAACAAAACAAUGAAUGAAUAAUUUUGAAGAUUUUGCAAUAAUAAAUCAUGUAAUUUUAUUAUUAUUGUGAAUAUAAUCAACCCACCAACAAUGGCUCUAAACCUAGAGAGUUGUGACAGCUUGCCGCCCGACGAGGAGCCCAAACUAAAAUACGAUCGUAUGGGCAACGACGUGCAAAACAUCCUGCUGAAGGACGCCGUGAGCUGCAUCCGCGUGCACCCCAAGUUCAUCUGCCUGGGCACGCAGUGGGGCGUGGUGCACCUGCUGGACCACGAGGGCAACACGGUGCCGUUCGGCGCGGGCGGCGCCAAGGAGCUGCAGGCGCACGCCGUGGCCGUCAACAUGAUCUCCGUGGACGAGGCGGGCGACCACCUCGCCAGCUGCUCCGACGACGGCAAGCUGCUGGUGGCCGGCCUCUACGCCGCCGACAACGAGCACAGCCUCGCGCUCGGAAGGGUUGUGAAAUCCGUGGCACUAGACCCCAACUACUACAAGUCUGGAUCGGGACGCAGGUUUCUUACAGGUGACAAUAAAUUAACACUUUAUGAGAAAACCUUCCUAAACCGGCUCAGAAGUACUGUCCUGUGUGAGUGUGAGGGCUACGUGCAGGCCAUGGCGUGGUGCGGGCGCUUUGUGGCGUGGGCCAGCGAGGUGGGCGUGCGCGUGUACGACCUGGUCGCGCGCUGCUCCCUCGGCCUCAUACAGUGGGAGAAGAGCCCCACACGCUCCAUAGAAGAUUACAGAUGUAAUUUACUGUGGUCAGCACCAAAAACUCUCAUGAUAGGUUGGGUGGACACCAUCAGAAUAUGUGUCAUUAGGAAAAGAAGCCAAAUUGAAUUACAAACUCGAGAUGUAACCGAAUAUCUAGUAGAUCCAGUAUACACAUUUCAAACAGACUAUUACAUCAGUGGACUAGGUCCACUGGAUGAUCAACUAGUCUUGCUUGGUGUACCUAAGGAGCCAGACCCUGAAACAGGCAAGGCGCAGCGGCCUGUGCUGUCCGUAGCUGACUAUAAAGACUGUGACUUUAGUGAGAUCUCCACCGACUGCCUCAAUAUCAGAGGAUAUCAGGAAUACUCCUGCAAUGACUACCAUUUAGAUAUGCUUAUAGAAGAAAAUAGAUUUUUUAUAGUUUCCCCUAAAGACAUAGUGGUGGCGAGUCCAUACGACAUAGACGACCGCGUCAGCUGGCUCACAGAACACGGCAGGUUUGAGAAGGCACUGACGGUCCUGGAGGAGGUGGGCGGCAAGACCUCCAGGCACUCCGUGAACACGGUGGGCGUGCAGUACCUCGACCACCUCAUGGCUGAGCAGCUAUUCGAGGAGGCCGCCAUCCUCUGCGCCAGGAUAUGCAAAAAUGACAAGGUCUUGUGGGAGAACCAAAUACUUAAAUUCGCUGAAGUGAAUCAGCUUAGAACUAUUAGUCCAUAUGUACCUAAAAUACCGGAGCAAGCACUGAGCUCACAUAUCUAUGAACUCAUCUUUUAUGAAUACCUUAAAGUAGAUCCGACAGGCUUCCUCAAGUUGGUGAAGGAGUGGAAUCCAGCCCUGUAUAAAACGGGCGUCGUCAUCAAAGGAGUGCUGGAGCACCUGCUGACCACGGAGGUGGACAAGAACCUGUACCUGGAGGCGCUGGCCACGCUCUACUGCUACCAGAAGAAGUACGACAAGGCGCUCAACACGUACCUGACGCUGCAGCACCCCGACGUGUUCACGCUCAUCGCCAAGUACAACAUGUACGACGUGAUCCACGACAAGAUCCUGGAGCUGAUGUCGCUGGACGCGGCGCGCGCGCUGGGCGUGCUGCUGGACCGGCGCGCGCGCGCGGCGCCCGAGCUCGCGGAGCGCCAGCUGCGGCGCCACGACCGCCUGCUGUUCCUGUACCUGGACGCCUACAGCAAGCUGGAGCCCGCCGGGCGCUACCACGGCCGCCUCGUGCAGCUCUACGCCAAGUACGGCCGCGACAAGCUGCUGCCCUUCCUCAAGAGCAGCGACAACUACCCCAUCCAGGAGGCGCUGGACGUGUGCCAGAGCAACCAGCUGCACCCGGAGACCGUGUUCCUGCUGGGCCGCAUCGGCAACACGCGCGAGGCGCUGUCCAUCAUCAUCGAGCAGCUGGACGACGUGGCGCAGGCCAUCGACUUCUGCCAGCAGCACGACGACCGCGAGCUGUGGGAGCAGCUGAUCCUGCGCGCCGUGCGGCGGCCGCGGCACCUGGCGCUGCUGCUGCGGCGCGUGGGCACGCACGUGGACCCGCGCGCGCUGCUGCGGCACAUCCCGCGCGGCGCCGCCGUGCCCGACCUCAAGCACGCGCUGGCGCAGAUGCUGUGCGACUACCGGCUGCAGCGCUCCGUGCAGGCGGCGUGCCGCGCCACCACGCUGCGCAACUACUUCGACCUGCACGCCAAGCUGGUGGCGGCGCAGGCGCGCGGCACGCCCGUGUCGGACGACGUGCUGUGCUGCGCGUGCCGCGGCCGCCUCAUCAGCCGCGACCUGGCCGGCGCCUCCGACCUGCUGGUGUACAACUGCCGCCACGCCUUCCACGUCGAGUGCCUGCCCGCCGCCGCGCCGCACGACCGCUGCGCCGUCUGCAACGCCAUCAACAUGUAGCCACCACCUACCGACUAACACUGUACUUGUAUAUAGCUGUAUUUAUGUUGCUUAUAAUUUUGACACUGAAAUGAAUGCUGGCGUAAUUUUUUACAUUCAGAACAAAAAAAUACCUAAGUUGUAUGAAGUGGUUUACCACUUCUUGCAUAUAGUAUUUUCUUGUUCUGAAUUUUGCUAAUCACUUUAAUAGUAGAAACAUAUUUGCAGAUAAGAAAGAAAUGAGCCUGUCGAAGGUCUUUCUGAACGAGUUUUUAAUAUCUACCAAUAUGCUUCUAUCUAUUAUGCUCAAUAAAUAAUGUGUGUAAGGUAAUCAAAUUUAGUUAAGUGCAUAUAAUAUUUUUCCAUGUAUAACAAUAACUAAUCCAAAAGACAUUAUCAGCUGUGAAGCUGCACUACAUUAAUUUACUUACAUAUAACUAUUUAAUAAACUGUAAUGGUGCUUUUAUAUGUA